This is a messenger RNA of Diospyros lotus (date-plum), 1421 nucleotides long. RefSeq names its product protein SULFUR DEFICIENCY-INDUCED 1-like. Lineage: Eukaryota; Viridiplantae; Streptophyta; Magnoliopsida; Ericales; Ebenaceae. The coding region runs from base 461 to 1003 and encodes 180 amino acids. The record is from RefSeq and is a predicted model, not a curated record. The transcript is spliced from 3 exons.
AGUGGAUGUGGAUUGGAGCUGAAUCUGGCGGUCUUUACCGGCCAGCUUCGCGCGUCCAGAGUUGAAAACGAAGGUCGGUUUGAUUGGUUCGAUACGCAAGGCGAAUGGGAGGGAGCUGAAGAGUCAUGAGUCGGCUAGGCUUCAAGCUGGCUUCGGAAAUAGGCGAUUUGUAAACUGAACUGUACUGGACCCACAAGCUCGAGCUAGCUAAGGAUUAUAUAUAUAUUCUGAUGUAUAUCAGAUGGAUCGAAGGAUGCGGACGGCGUUGCAUCCAGGUUCGUUCUCCUAUCUCCUUGUAUAUACAGUUGCACCACUGCUCUUCAAUGAUUGUCUGGAGAUCGAGAGACAAUCAAUCGCAUACACCACAAUUCGAUCGCCCCCUUCCCAAAGACUUCUCUCUCAAGGAAUUUGUAGAGGGAGAGAGAGAGAGAGAGAGAUGGAAGGAAGUUCCGUGUAGACAAUGAGCAUGGGGAAGAAGAAGGAGAAGGAGCCGGAGCCGUUUCAUGUGAUUCACAAGGUUCCUUCAGGCGAUGGCCCUUAUGUUCAGGCCAAGCAUGCUCAGCUGGUAAAGAAGGAUUUGGAAGCGUCAAUAGUUUGGUUUUGGAAGGCAAUAAACGCAGGAGAUAGAGUAGACAGUGCUCUCAAGGACAUGGCAGUGGUGAUGAAGACUCUGCAUAGAGGUGAAGAGGCCAUUGAAGCUGUCAAAUCCUUCAGGGGUCGCUGCUCCAAACAAGCCCAGGAAUCACUCGACAACGUCCUCAUUGACCUGUACAAGAAAUGUGGGAAAGUAGAUGAACAAAUACUGCUGCUAAAGCAGAAGCUGAGGUCGAUAUACCAAGGAGAGGUUUUCAAUGGGAAACCCACCAAAACUGCUCGUUCUCAUGGCAAGAAGUUCAAGGUUACUGUCAAGCAAGAAACUUCCAGGCUGCUGGUAAUCAUAUUGCUCUUCUUAAUUACUUCUCUCUUGUUCUCUGCUAUUCUUGCCGGCAAUUGGACUUGUUAAAUGUUUUGAACAAUAAACUAAUGUCACUCUAGGCUAUGUUUGGAACUAACUAUGUAGUUAGAAAUUAAUGCUGAAUGAUGAUUCUCUAAUCUAAUGACUAAUGUCACUCGCAUCAAAAUGUGUAAAAUUAUCCUUUUUCUUGGGCUUUGUUUGGAACAAGGGCUUUCUUAUUGGAAAAAGAAGAAAUGGCCAUACAUUUUACAUGUACAUAAAAAUCUCUGUCUUCCUUUGUUCUAUUCAUUGCUCAAACCCUAGCUUCACAUGUAGCAUUAAUCUAUGGGAAAUACUAUAGCCACAAACAGGUUUGACUAAAAACUAACAUGGCACGGGAUAGCACUGAUAGCACUGAGUUCACAAUAAUGGAUAGAGAAUUCAAAAUACUUUUAUUAGGGAAAGUCAAUCAUUUUCUAAAGGGAUC